CCCCUGCCGCCCCGCCCCGCCGCUCCCGGCCGGCCCGGGGAGCCGGUGCCGAGCGCCGGGCUCGCUGCGAGCCCCGGGCCGCCGGCAGCAUGCCGCUCGCCCAGCUGGCCGAGCCCUGGCCCAACAUGGAGCUGGUGCAGCUGGACACGGAGAAUGGACAGGCUGCUCCAGAGGAAGGUGGCAAUCCUCCAGCCAAGGCAAAAUCAGAGAUCACUUGGAUAGAGAAAGACCUCGUGGACUCAGCAGACAAGGGCGAAGGUGUUGUGAAGGAAAUCAACAUCACGCACCAUGUGAAGGAAGGCUCCGAGAAAGCUGAUCCUUCGCAGUUUGAGCUCCUGAAGGUGCUGGGACAGGGCUCUUUCGGCAAGGUUUUCCUGGUGAGAAAAAUAACACCGCCAGACAGCAACCACCUCUACGCCAUGAAGGUGCUCAAGAAGGCGACGCUGAAAGUGCGUGAUCGAGUAAGGACAAAGAUAGAAAGGGACAUCCUGGCUGAUGUAAACCAUCCCUUUGUGGUGAAACUCCACUACGCAUUCCAGACGGAGGGGAAGCUGUAUCUCAUCCUGGAUUUCCUCAGAGGAGGUGACCUUUUCACUCGCCUUUCCAAAGAGGUCAUGUUCACCGAGGAGGACGUGAAGUUCUACCUGGCAGAGCUGGCUCUGGGGCUCGACCAUUUGCACAGCCUGGGAAUCAUCUACCGGGAUCUCAAACCAGAGAACAUCCUCUUGGACGAAGAAGGGCACAUCAAACUCACAGAUUUUGGCUUGAGCAAGGAGGCUAUAGACCACGAGAAGAAAGCCUAUUCCUUCUGCGGGACAGUGGAGUACAUGGCGCCAGAGGUGGUGAAUCGCCAGGGCCACUCGCACAGUGCAGACUGGUGGUCCUACGGGGUGUUAAUGUUUGAAAUGCUGACCGGCUCGCUGCCCUUCCAGGGGAAGGAUCGUAAGGAGACGAUGACCCUCAUCCUCAAAGCGAAGCUGGGCAUGCCGCAGUUCCUGAGCUCUGAAGCACAGAGCCUCCUGCGAGCCCUUUUCAAAAGGAAUCCAGCCAACCGAUUAGGUUCUGGGCCAGAUGGGGCAGAAGAGAUCAAGCGCCAUCCUUUCUACUCGACCAUUGACUGGAAUAAGCUGUACCGCAGGGAAAUCAAGCCGCCCUUCAAGCCAGCCGUAGGCCAGCCGGAUGACACCUUUUAUUUUGACACAGAAUUUACGUCGCGUACACCGAAAGAUUCCCCCGGCAUCCCCCCGAGCGCCGGGGCCCAUCAGCUCUUCCGAGGCUUCAGUUUUGUGGCGACCGGGUUGAUGGAGGAUGGGAAGGUGAAGCCUGCCCAGUCACCUCUGCAUUCGGUGGUGCAGCAGCUGCACGGCAAGAACGUCCAGUUCAACGACGGCUACGUGGUGAAGGAGGCGAUCGGCGUCGGCUCCUACUCAGUGUGUAAACGCUGCAUUCAUAAAGCCACCAACAUGGAAUACGCAGUCAAGGUUAUCGACAAGAGCAAGCGAGACCCGUCUGAGGAAAUAGAAAUCCUCCUGCGAUACGGGCAGCAUCCAAACAUCAUCACCUUGAAAGAUGUGUAUGAUGACGGGAAGUACGUGUAUCUGGUGACUGAGCUGAUGCGGGGAGGGGAGCUACUCGAUAAAAUCCUCAGACAGAAAUUCUUCUCAGAGAGGGAGGCCAGUUCGGUCCUGCACACGAUCUGUAAAACGGUGGAAUAUCUGCAUUCCCAAGGGGUGGUUCACAGGGACUUGAAACCCAGCAAUAUUCUCUAUGUGGAUGAGUCAGGAAACCCCGAAAGCAUUCGCAUUUGUGACUUUGGCUUUGCCAAGCAGCUGAGGGCUGAGAACGGCCUUCUCAUGACUCCUUGUUACACAGCAAACUUCGUGGCACCCGAGGUACUAAAACGCCAAGGCUACGAUGAGGGCUGCGACAUCUGGAGCCUGGGGGUUCUCCUGUAUACGAUGCUGGCGGGCUGCACCCCAUUUGCAAACGGUCCCAGUGACACUCCAGAAGAGAUCCUGUCCCGGAUAGGCGGCGGGAAGUUCUCCGUCAGUGGGGGCAAUUGGGACACUAUUUCUGACAUGGCCAAGGAUCUGGUAUCAAAGAUGCUUCACGUAGAUCCUCACCAGCGUCUAACGGCCAAGCAGGUCCUGCAGCACCCCUGGAUAACCCACAAGGACAGCUUACCCCAGAGCCAGCUCAAUCACCAGGACGUGCAGCUUGUCAAGGGGGCGAUGGCCGCCACGUACUCCGCCCUGAACAGCUCCAAGCCGAGCCCGCAGCUGAAGCCCAUCGAGUCCUCCAUCCUGGCACAGCGGCGGGUGAAGAAGCUCCCAUCCACCACGCUGUGAGGCCGGGGGGGCGGCAGCCGCGCGGUGCAGCCGCACAGACUUGGCACAUCUGCCCGACACGGGGACGGGAGGUCGGGCGGUCGAUGCCAGCACAGGAGCUCCCUCGAGGACGACGUCUCAAAAGGCCACGUGCCUUUGUGUUGCUGACAGACCGGCUCCUCCUCGCGUGGACUGAUCUUUGCUGAGAGAACUCCACUGUAAAACCUUUUUUGAAGUGUAAAUUGUUGAUUUUUAAAGACAUCCAUCUGUGUAUAUGAGAACUAGAGUGUAUAACAUGUCAAGAGGCACUAAAAAGCAGCUCUGAUUCACCCUUUCCUGUGUAGGGCCAGAGAUUUGUUGUAGCUACAUCAUUUCUUAGGAGCGAUCCUCUCCAACACCAUCGCAGCUGGAGGACUGUGGAAUGUUCGGGGUUUAGGCUCUGGGGUUUUUCCUCCCUUGAACCUUUGGGAUCCCAUCCCACAGUCAGCCCUGCAGCCUCUUGGUCGGCAGCACCCGUGUUUGUGAAGAACUUCCCUCCCCUUCGCUCCCUGUGUGUGUUCAGAGUGUAAAUUGGUUUUUCAGGCUCCGUUUCCUCCCCAGCGCAGCCGGCAGGACUCCAAACAGAAUAAACCAGGCGUUUUCGGAACGCCCCCGCAGAGGCUGGGCUGGCCGGACACCUGCUGCCUUGGGCUCAUUCCUCCCAUCGCCGUGUUCUCCCCGUCACUCCGUGGGGACUUUGUCACCUGUGCAGGGGGGAUGACAAGGGAACCUUCUUGGCCACGCUGGCUUCACGCCGGCCCUGGCUGCUGCUUUUAGCAUUUUGGGGUUUCCUUUCCUUCAGCAGGAACCUAUUAAACAAACCAUCCUUUUUUUUUUUUAAUUUAACUUUAUUCUACAGCUGGUAACUCAGGGUUUCUUUCUGAAUUGUACAAUAAAUGUGUCAUUCGGUUGA
This is a messenger RNA of Columba livia (rock pigeon), 3279 nucleotides long. It is a transcript of the gene RPS6KA1, whose product is annotated as ribosomal protein S6 kinase A1. The transcript is spliced from 23 exons. Gene Ontology annotation, biological process: positive regulation of DNA-templated transcription; peptidyl-serine phosphorylation; intracellular signal transduction. Lineage: Eukaryota; Metazoa; Chordata; Aves; Columbiformes; Columbidae. The coding region runs from base 90 to 2348 and encodes 752 amino acids. Gene Ontology annotation, molecular function: protein serine/threonine kinase activity; ATP binding; magnesium ion binding. The record is from RefSeq and is a predicted model, not a curated record.